Liolophura sinensis is the source of this 918-nucleotide messenger RNA. RefSeq lists its product as uncharacterized. The record is from RefSeq and is a predicted model, not a curated record. The transcript has 4 exons. The coding region runs from base 1 to 918 and encodes 305 amino acids. Lineage: Eukaryota; Metazoa; Mollusca; Polyplacophora; Chitonida; Chitonidae.
AUGAAUGUGAGCCGGCUUCUGGUUCUCUCUGUGUGCUGUCUCUGUCACCUCAUCUGGGGAUCCAUCACCACCCCAACCUACUACGUAAAUGCCUUCAAAGUUCAGUACAAUUACACUCAAUCACAAGUCGAGCUAAUUCUGCCCAUGCUGUCGUUCGGAAAGGUCCUUAGUCCUAUUCCUGCUGUCGUCUAUCAGACAUGGGGGUUCGGGCUCACUCUUCUGUCGGGACUUACCCUAAGCUCUGGGGGAUACCUCUGCCUCUGGGGGUCGGGCUUCUUCCUGGAAAUCUGCUAUACUUACCCGAUCCUCGUCUAUACAUGUUUCCUCUUUUUAGGUCUUGGUAGCGCCUUCCUCAACCUCAGUGUCCUCACGGCCAUCACAAUUAACUUUCCUGGCAAACACCAGGGAAAGGCCGUUUCCACGGUGAUGACGUCAUACGCCGUUAGUCCGCUGAUGACACUGUUCGUUUAUAGGAAGUGGUUUGCGCAUGGUGAAAUAGAAAAUGACGCCGGACAAGAUCUUCAUGGAUUCAUGCUCUACUCUGCCGUCUCAGUCGCCAUGAUGGCUGCAUUGUUUCUUGGAGUCUCCAGGCUCAUAAAUAGGCCGGAACCACCGGAAACUCCUCUGCUCAACGACUGUGACUCUGAGGACACGACGAAGCCUAGGGACAGAAAACGUUUUAUUUCGGACGCCUUGGUAGAGACAAUACCCUGGACAUUCUACAUCGUGGUCACGUCCUUCUCCCUGGCUGCUUGUCUAUGUGUCAUGUCCAUUUUACCCACAGCCGAGUUAAUCAUGUACAUGCUGUCAAUUACGACUGAUUUGGCAGGCGGGGUGGUAAAGCCAGUCUUGGUAACCGUGCUUGCCCAGAACAUGGGGAAAGAGAACUUUGCCAAAGCCUGGCAUCUUUAUCUCUAA